GGCACCCAACACGUCACUUCACCCGCCAUGGGGUUCGACGACAGGGAGGGGAGCUCCUCGUCCUCCGGGCUCGACGCGGCGGCGCUGCUGCCGCGGCACGGCGGAACCGGCAAAGCGCGCCUGUCGUCGCAGCCCAAGACCUUCGCCAACGUCUUCAUCGCGGUGGUCGGGUCGGGCGUGCUGGGCCUCCCCUACACCUUCUCCCGCACGGGCUGGGCGGCGGGCUCCAUCCUGCUCCUCGCCGUCGCCGCGCUCACCUACCACUGCAUGAUGCUGCUGGUCGCCAGCCGCCACCGCCUCGCCGACGAGCACCCCAAGAUCGCCUCUUUCGGGGACCUGGGCGCCGCCGUGUACGGCGCCGCGGGGCGGCACACCGUCGACGCCAUGCUCGUGCUCAGCCAGGCCAGCUUCUGCAUCGGCUACCUCCUCUUCAUCGCCAACACCCUGGCGCACCUCUACCCGAUCGGUGGCGCCUCCGCGUCCUCCCCACUCCUCACGGCCAAGGCGCUCUUCAUCUGGGCCAUGCUGCCGUUCCAGCUGGGCCUCAACUCCAUCAAGACGCUCACGCUCCUCGCCCCGCUCAGCAUCUUCGCCGACGUCGUGGAUCUCGGCGCCAUGGGCGUCGUCCUCGGCCAGGACGCCGCCACGUGGCUCGCCGAGAAGCCGCCCGUCUUCGCCUUCGGGGGCCCCGCCGAGAUCCUCUAUGGCCUCGGCGUCGCCGUCUACGCCUUCGAGGGCAUCGGCAUGGUGCUGCCGCUGGAGGCGGAGGCGGCCGACAAGCGCAAGUUCGGCGGCACGCUCGGCCUCUCCAUGGCCUUCAUCGCCGUCAUGUACGGCCUCUUCGGCGCCAUGGGGUACCUGGCCUUCGGCGCCUCCACGCGGGACAUCAUCACCACCAACCUCGGCGCCGGGUGGCUGUCCGUCACCGUGCAGCUAGGCCUCUGCAUCAACCUCUUCUUCACCAUGCCCGUCAUGAUGAACCCCGUCUACGAGGUCGCCGAGCGCCUGCUCCACGGCAAGCGCUACGCAUGGUGGCUCCGCUGGAUCCUCGUCGUCUUCGUCGGACUCAUGGCGAUGCUGGUGCCCAACUUCGCGGACUUCCUCUCCCUCGUCGGGAGCAGCGUCUGCGUCCUGCUCGGCUUCGUGCUGCCGGCCGCGUUCCACCUCAAGGUCAUGGGCGCCGAUAUCGGCUGGCCGGGGCUUGUCAGCGACGUGGCCAUCAUCGGCGUUGGCCUCGCGCUUUCCUUGUCCGGGACAUGGACCUCGCUCGCGCAAAUGAUCUCCGGUUCUCCCAACUCGUAAGCAUCGAACAAGAUAUGGAUGCAUUGGGAAUGCUCAGGUGUACAUUGGAUUGAGCAGAGACACAGAGCCAAUUCAGCUACUAUGUUGAAUUCGGCAUGGAUAAUAUGGUUGCUCUUGAUACUUGCAUUGCUCCACACAAUGCCACAAGGGGGGCAAAUGGAAGAAGUUCCUCAUGGUACCACUAGCAAAUCUGUAUUGUAAGCUACGACGAAUCGGUGUAUUGUACAAGAGUAUUUAUGUUGCUGUGAAGACAUUCUUUUGUUCGAAAAGGUUGGUGUAUAAUCAAGGGUUAUUUGCCUAGUUCCCAAAGGAUGUAUUGCCAAUCGUGUCUCAUGUAUUCUGAGAGAUUGAAAGUUUUUGUUUUCCUUAA
Molecule: messenger RNA, 1672 nt
Organism: Lolium perenne
Lineage: Eukaryota; Viridiplantae; Streptophyta; Magnoliopsida; Poales; Poaceae
Source: RefSeq, a predicted model, not a curated record